AAAUUAUUGCGCUUCAAAGCCAGUUUACCGUACCAUCAUCGCCAAUGCUGUCGGUGUGCUACUUCUAAUUCCCCGCCUAUCGUAGAAUAGGGGGGCCGUAUUAGCUUCACUCUCCCAUUCGCUUAUAAUGCGAGGAGUGGCCGCUCGUUUUACUCAUACUUCUUUAUCUUAUCGAACACACUCAUUCAGAAUUGGAUUAAAGAUCUCGGACUUAUAUCACCUGGCAGAAUGCGUGCGAUCUCUUUCUUACUUACGACGGCAUUAGCUGCCGUCACAGCUGCUAGUCCCGUUGCACCGCGACAGGAUUCUGAUUAUGUCGGUUACCUGAUCUCAACCUUCUCCGAUGCAAACCCAAAGAUCCAAUUCCAUCUUUCAGACGGAAACAGUGCAACGAACUUCAAGUUUCUAAAUGGAGGCAACCCAGUCCUCGCUUCGACUGUGGGUACUAAGGCCGUAAGAGAUAUCUUCCUGACCAUGAACUCCGCUCGGUCUGAGUACUACUUGCUUGCUACGGAUCUCGAUGUCACUGCAUCAGGCUUUUCAUGGGACUGGGCUACCAGGAAGGGAAGCCGCGGAAUUGUCGUUUGGAAGUCUACUGAUCUAGUAAAUUGGUCGGGGCCAACUCUACAGACUGUGGAGGCCGAUACAGCCGGUAUGGUGUGGGCACCAUCCGCCGUCUGGGACGAGGAAACAUCUCAGUACUACCUAUUCUGGGCAUCGCGACAGUACAGCGCCUCAGACACUGAGCACACGGGUGCAGCAACAACACUCGACACAAUCCGCUACACAACAACCAAGGACUUCGUCACCUUCGGCGAGCCCGCCGACUACCUCUCGCUCCCGGACACGGCCAUCAUCGACCAAGAGUUCCAGUACCUCGGGACGCCGGGCGCCUUCGCGCGCUUCUACAAGGACGAGACGAACGGCAAGAUCGUCCAGGAGAUGACGACCGACGGCCUCUUCGGCACCUGGACCCGCCUCGACGGCUACGUCACCACCGAUAACCAGCGCGAGGGCCCCGCGUGCUUCAGGGAUAACGUCACGCCGGACCUCUACCACCUCUUUCUGGAUGAUUAUACGCAGUAUAUCCCGUACCAGACGUCGGAUAUCUAUUCGCCUGGCUGGAGCAGGUCGAGCACGACGGGGUUCCCGUCGGGUUUGAAGCAUGGCUCUGUCACGCCGGUGACGCAGAAGGAGUACGAUGCUUUGGCUGCGGCAUUUCCGGCAUAGGGGAUUCAGAGGGGACGUAUGAGGAGCUAGUGUGUAUAUGUACCUAGAGAAUUGUCAUUGUAUUGGAUAUGACAUCAAAUAUCAAA
Molecule: messenger RNA, 1316 nt
Organism: Hypoxylon fragiforme
Lineage: Eukaryota; Fungi; Ascomycota; Sordariomycetes; Xylariales; Hypoxylaceae
Product: glycoside hydrolase family 43 protein
Exons: 3
Coding region: 229-1230 (333 amino acids)
Source: RefSeq, a predicted model, not a curated record